Trachymyrmex cornetzi is the source of this 683-nucleotide messenger RNA. Its product is annotated as RING finger protein 212B. The record is from RefSeq and is a predicted model, not a curated record. The coding region runs from base 1 to 678 and encodes 225 amino acids. NCBI's taxonomy places the organism in Eukaryota, Metazoa, Arthropoda, Insecta, Hymenoptera, Formicidae. Gene Ontology annotation, biological process: protein sumoylation; homologous chromosome pairing at meiosis; reciprocal meiotic recombination. The transcript is spliced from 4 exons. Gene Ontology annotation, cellular component: synaptonemal complex. Gene Ontology annotation, molecular function: SUMO transferase activity.
AUGGAAAUGGACAUGUUAAUCUGCAACAAAUGCUUCACUCCGCUUUGUAGAGGCAAACAUCCGUACUACAUUACACAGUGCGGUCACAUCUCUUGCCAGACUUGUCUGCAGCAAUUCGAGAAGCAGUGUCCGCAAUGUCAACGUGUCGGCACUAUUUCGUUAGCAUUAGAAGAACCGUUAAUACCGAAGUUGACGCCAUUCUUCCACACUUCUGUUGUCGAGACUAUGGAAAUGUUGUUGAAGGUGUACUCGUUCCGCAAUAAUCAGUUAACAAUAUCGAUGCAGCGCUUCCAGGAAAUUGAUAAAAAAUACGAUUUACUGAAAAGCAAGUAUUGGCAAACCCAUCGCGAUUUGAAAGCGUUGGCGGAAAAAUACAUGAUUACGAAGAAAACUAAUGAGAAGCUCAAAAAGAAACUGCUGUUCGUUGAAAUGGCCAAUGAGGAAACUUCGCGAUCCCGCAGAAUAGAAACGCCGAUGACGACUGACUCCGGUAUUUCCUCGAAUCAGUUGCGCACAGGAUGUUCUUUGGCAUCAUCAAUGCAUUUUAUGAAUUCUGCGGGCAUAACACCACCUAUUCGAUCGCCCGAGAGGAAAUUCUUUAGAACAGAUGGUUUUCGCAUACCCAUAAACCGUAAAUUAACUACGAAAUCUCUUGCUUCUUCAAAUAUGUUAUCUUAAACUGU